Messenger RNA from Coccinella septempunctata (seven-spotted ladybird), 2048 nucleotides. RefSeq names its product skin secretory protein xP2-like. The coding region runs from base 154 to 1239 and encodes 361 amino acids. NCBI's taxonomy places the organism in Eukaryota, Metazoa, Arthropoda, Insecta, Coleoptera, Coccinellidae. The transcript has 2 exons. Gene Ontology annotation, biological process: photosynthesis. The record is from RefSeq and is a predicted model, not a curated record. Gene Ontology annotation, molecular function: heme binding; iron ion binding; electron transfer activity. Gene Ontology annotation, cellular component: thylakoid membrane.
CCACGGUAAAUGAUCGAUAUUCGAGGAAUUGUCAUGUGAUUAUCGGUUAACUUAAACCGGUCCUGUCAUAUCAAAAUAACGAAUUAAUGAAUACGCAAAUACUACCUUUUAAGAUCAAAUAGUAGGGCGAAAGAGGGAAAGUUUGUCUAUAAAAUGAUUAUUGGAUUGAAGGAUAUUGAUAGUGCCUUCAGAAACUUUGUACUAAUGAACCUGAUAGUGAUCGCUUCAGCCGUUGCCUUAUUGGGCAGGUUGGGAAGCUGUGAAGUAUCAGAUGUGGCGAAAAAAGACAAACGAAGCAUAUUCGAACACGAAAAUAGCUUCGGAGGUGAUUUUGGAGGGCAUAGCGGAGACUUUGGCGGUUUUGACCAUGGUAGUUACGGGAGCUAUGGUGACCACGAAUACCAUCACAAAGAAAAAGUUGUAACUGUAGAGAAGGAAGUUAAAGUGCCUUAUCCAGUAGUGAAGAAGAUACCGUAUCCUGUCUAUAAGGAAGUUAAAUAUCCGGUGCACGUAAAAGUUCCACAACCAUAUCCUGUGGUCAAAGAAAUACCAUAUGAGGUUAAAGUACCCGUCAAAGUGCCGUAUCAUGUACCCAAGCCAUAUCCAGUUAUCAAGGAAGAGAAGGUGCCAGUCCAUGUCCACGUUGACCAACCAUACCCUGUUAAAGUAGUAGUACCACAACCCUACCCUGUUACAAAAUACAUUCAAUAUCCGGUCGAGGUCAAAGUACCUCAACCGUACCCAGUAGAGAAAAAAGUAUAUGUUCCGGUCAAACAAAUAGUGCAUGUACCCAAACCAUACCCAGUUGAAAAAGAGGUGAAGUAUCCUGUUGAAGUACCCUACGACCGACCAGUACCAUACGAAGUAAUCAAACCAUAUCCUGUCAAAGUAGAGAAAAAGGUACCAGUACCAUAUCCUGUAGAAAAACCUUACCCUGUUAAAGUCCUGGUAAAUAGACCAGUACCAUACAAGGUAGAGAAAGAAGUACCAUAUCCUGUGAAAGUACCAGUACCUCAUCCAUACCCCGUUGAAAAAAUUGUUAAGUACCCAGUUUACAAAGAGAAGCCAUAUCCAGUUGAAGUUAAAGUAGAAAAACCAGUGCCGUACAUAGUCGAGAAGAAAGUACCUUACUAUGUUGAGAAAAAAGUACCAGUACCAAUAAAGGAAGAGAUUCACGAGCCCGAAUAUAAACAGGAAUAUCAACAUGAUGACAGCUACUCCGAAAAUUCAGGCUGGUGAAAUGUACAAAGAGAUGAGUCCUUAAAAAAAGGGUAUACACCCUAAUCUUCGGAAUCACUGCAUGUUGGGAAGAUUCAUCAUCCAGUAUUUUCAAUACCAUUGGAAAUUUUUUAUGUAACCGUUGUUAUAUUAUGAUAACAUAAAUGUACAGCUCUAUAUUACCGCCAUAUGGUACCACAAUAAUUAUCCUCCAUGUAUAACAAACAAUUUAUCAUAAUAUUCAUGGGUCUGUAUUAUUGUUGACAAUUAAGAUAAUUAGGUUAAAUUAUUCUUUUAACGAUAAAUAUUGAAUUGUUAAUCUCGGCAGUUUCGAUCUCUUUUGGACUUUCACAUAAUAUUUAGUACAAUUAUCGAUUGGAAAUGUUGCAUAAAUCGAACAACUGAGUCCGAAUGUUCAUUUCAUUUCAAUAUUAAUAAAAUUAAUAAUGAAGUAAAUGCAGAAACGUGUCUAUAGAAAGUGGAUGAAAUAAUGAAAUAUUAAUUCAAGUUAUCAAUCUUGCCUCCUGUACUACUAACUAACAUCAUACACUUUUAGAAAUCAUUUCUCGAUUUUAAAUUAAAGCAUACAAAACCAAACUUGGGUGCAAGUGUGUACUGUUUCACUUGAUAGAUAAAUUAUAAGCUUUUUCUGUACCUACUCUCACUUCCAUAAAUAAAACCAUGUAUUUUACAUCCCAAUUAUUUCACUUAAGACAUUGCACCUCGAAGAAUUUAGAGUACAUAAAGAAAUAAUGUUUUUUUUUUGAAGAAAAAGUUUUAAAAAUAAUAAUAAGUACCAUUAUUUGAAGUUCUGUUGAUUUAUUAAUGAA